GUCUCUAGUUCGACACUAGAAACUGUGGCGGAGGGCAGAAUUGUCACUUCAUCUUGUGGAGCAACAACCCAGCAGCAAAAGGCAGCACCAUGUUUGCAGAGGUUCUGUUAGCCCUGGUGAUGGGAGGAGUGAUCUACUUCCUGGUGCAGAGGAGUAAGAGGCAUCAGCUGAAGAGUGAGGAUGGCUGGUGGGGGGAGGGGACUCCCGUGGACGGGGAAGAAGAUCUCAGCAUUCGCCACUACACAGUCCGGACGGAUGAUGAAGAGUUGGAGGACCUGUACAGGAGAAUAGACCAGACCCGAUCCUUCCCCUCUCUAGAGGACAGCCAGUUCAACUACGGCUUCAACUCCCACUAUCUGCAGAAGGUGGUCACCUACUGGAGACAUGACUUUGAUUGGAGGAGACAGGUGGAGAAACUGAACAAAUACCCACAUUACAAAACUAACAUCGAAGGCAUUGACGUCCACUACGUCCAUGUGCGGCCCAAGAACCUCCCUGAGGGCGUGACUGCUGUGCCUCUGCUCAUGGUGCACGGCUGGCCAGGCUCUUUCUACGAGUUCUACAGGAUGAUACCCCUCCUGACUGAACCCUCCAACCCAGACGACAUCGUGUUUGAGGUGGUGUGUCCUUCCAUCCCUGGGUACGGCUUCUCUGAGGCUCCACAUAAGAAAGGUUUUGACUCGGUGUGUGCGGCCCGUGUUUUCCACAAGCUGAUGAAGAGACUGGGCUUCCAACAGUUCUAUGCUCAUGGAGGAGACUGGGGAUGGAUCGUCACCACCAACAUGGCCCAGCUGGAGCCCAAAAUAAUCAAAGGCUUGCAUCUCAACUUUGCUCCCCCCUCCAAGCCGGGCCUGCCCAUGGUUCUGUCUAUAAUGCUGGGCCGCAGUUUCCCCAAGCUGUUUGGCUUCAACGAGCAUGACAUCCAGCGCAUCUACCCCGUUGUGCAGAACCUAGUGGUGGAGUCUGUCAAGGAGUCAGGAUACAUGCACAUCCAGGCCACCAAGCCUGACACUGUGGGUCGAGGGUUGAAUGAUUCUCCGGUGGGUCUUGCUGCCUAUAUCUUGGAGAAGUUUUCCACCUGGACUGACCAUGACUUCAGGAACCUGGAUGAUGGAGGACUUACGAGGAAGUUCAGUCUGGAUGACCUGCUGACCAACGUGAUGAUCUACUGGACAUCUGGCUGCAUCAUCUCCUCCAUGCGCUUCUACAAGGAGAACUUCAGCAAGGGUCUUGACCAGCCACACUCAAAGAUGCCAGUGCAUGUGCCCACCGGUUUUGCCUGCUUCCCCAACGAGCUGAUGCACACCCCCAAGCUGUGGGUGCAGCAGAAAUACCGCGAGCUGAAGACCUUCACGCCCAUGGCCCGAGGAGGACACUUCGCCGCCAUGGAGGAGCCAGAACUCAUGGCCCAGGACAUCCAGAACUUCACCAAGAUGCAGGAGAAGAGGAGGAAGUGAUUGCCGCUCUGCACAUCUGCCUUUCCUGUUUACCAAACAGCACCAGAUGCUAGGUCAGCAAGCACUGGUAUUAUGAUAGCACUGACAUGUGCCAGAAGCUACUUACUGAUAAGCCCAUAGAGAGAGAAACCUCUGCCAUAGCUGCCUUUUUACACACAUCAGCAAAUAAUACUAGCCAUGUCACAGAUCUGUUUGUGCUGUUUUGGCAUGACAAUGCCCAUAUGACAGUCCGUCCAGGAUUCUGCGAUCACAACUCUAUAUUAUGCGAGGGCUUGCAAAUUUGACCAAUCACCGCACUAUUUCUGCUUAAAACAGUAAAAUCAUUGCAAUAUUAUCAUCGCAUAAAUCUGACCCAUCACCGCAGCACAAAAAGAGAGCUUGCAAUUUCAACCAAUCACCGCACGUUUGCCGCAUAAUAUAUUUAAAUCAAGCCACACGUCAACAAACUUUUCCCCUCGUCAGCGCAUUUCCGUGACAAAUUGGACAAAAUCAUUGCAAAAUGUCAGAAUUGCUGCAGCAAAAUCAAGCAUUUUUUACCGCAAAUAUCGCAAAAACUCCAGAUGAAGUCCUGGAGGAAUGAUAUGAGGUGGCAAGACUGCACAAACAGAUCUGGGACCAGGCUAAUGUAAUACAGUAAAGCCUCCCAAUGACUACUGCCAAUGAGGUGUGGAAGAUAAGUGUUCAACAACUUACUCUCUAGUUAGGAAAUUAUCCAUGGACCAGUUGAUAAGAGUGAAUAGAAGACAAUUUAGUUUAGGUUGUUCCUGAAUCAUUGUUAAGCAGGAGAGCACAGGCAGUUAUACGUUUAGAUUACUGGCAUAGUCUAGCCCCGAGUGGUUAUCAAAUGAUGCAUAACAUUUCAGGUGAUAUGUUUUUUAAAUUAUUUUUUGCAAUAGUUGCCAGAGACUGAAAUGUGUAUUUUAUUCUGAUCACCUGUUCUGUUAUUAUUUACUCAAGUUAUUUACAAUGUUAUAGCAUUCCAUAAAUAGCACUGUAUUUAUUUCAGACACUAAUCUCCUGAUCUAUAUAUAUUUUUGGGACAAAUUAUAUU
Molecule: messenger RNA, 2508 nt
Organism: Coregonus clupeaformis (lake whitefish)
Lineage: Eukaryota; Metazoa; Chordata; Actinopteri; Salmoniformes; Salmonidae
Product: epoxide hydrolase 1
Exons: 9
Coding region: 90-1457 (455 amino acids)
Biological process (GO): epoxide metabolic process
Molecular function (GO): epoxide hydrolase activity
Source: RefSeq, a predicted model, not a curated record